AUGGAUGCUCUAGAUAGAGGAACAAAACUGUUGAUAAGGCAGCGUGGGAGAGGUGUUAAGUUAAGAAAGCUAUUAGAGAAACAAAUCUUUGAUGAUCUUGGUACAAUAAACAACGAUUUAAUUAUAGGAGAUUUGAAAUUUGAAGAUUCUCAAUUAGGAGAUGAAGGGAAUCUAAAUGACAGAGAUAUCAUUAUCUCUCAAAUAGAACCUGAUGAUAAUGUCGCUCAUCAAGAUGAGUCCCCUGAGAUAGAUCCGCAAAUGUUUGAUCAAAACAACGAUGAGGAAUAUGUUAGCGAAGUUAGCGAAGGAGAUAUUGAUCAGAAGGUGAACCAACAGACAUUAUUUGGUAAUCAAGAUCUUGAGAGGCAGAUGAAUUAUGAUGAUAUAGAUACGAGGCGUUAUAAUUUCAAAGAUUUGCCGAUUAGACAAUUAUCUUCAUCGAUCACAUCGGUUACUACUAUUGAUGUUCUUAGAUUAUUGUUUGUGAAUUUAUUCGAGAACAACUUGAUACCGCAAGCUACCAUUGAUUUUAAAGGAACAGACAAUAUAGUACACAAAUUAUUAUACAAGCUAGACGUUAGAAUAUUUGAAAGUGUAGUGGAUGGUAUUGUAAAUGACUUCAAGGAUAUAAUGGACAUCAAUGUAUCGAACAAUGAGCUAUGCUACCAAUUGAAGAAAAUCGUGAAAGUAAGAGAGGAAAAUAAUGAAGAUUUGGUGAAAGUAAGGAACGUUGUUCAAAAGUUGAGAAUUGAAGGGGAAUAUUUUAAAGUUAAAAAAGAACAGAAAAAUAUUAAUAAAAAAAUUAAAUUAAAUGAAAAGUUAAACAAGUUGAAUAAUAUAUUACUGAAUAAUAACAAGGAGGAUAGCGACAAAUAUGCAAGGCUAAACGUAUCGAAAAUUAACAGAACCGAAGCUCACGACAUUAAAACAUUUAGUAGGUUAAUGGAUCCAUACAAUGGCAGAGUGGCACGGAUACAAAAAAUAAAUAACUACCUACAAAAUAACUUAUCAAGGAAUUAUGAUUUAAUAUCCAACGAUUAG
This is a messenger RNA of Tetrapisispora phaffii CBS 4417, 1041 nucleotides long. It is a transcript of the gene AME1, whose product is annotated as Ame1p. The record is from RefSeq and is a predicted model, not a curated record. Lineage: Eukaryota; Fungi; Ascomycota; Saccharomycetes; Saccharomycetales; Saccharomycetaceae. The coding region runs from base 1 to 1041 and encodes 346 amino acids. The transcript has a single exon.